Molecule: messenger RNA, 4954 nt
Organism: Lytechinus variegatus (green sea urchin)
Lineage: Eukaryota; Metazoa; Echinodermata; Echinoidea; Temnopleuroida; Toxopneustidae
Gene: ndufaf4
Product: NADH dehydrogenase [ubiquinone] 1 alpha subcomplex assembly factor 4-like
Exons: 4
Coding region: 88-666 (192 amino acids)
Biological process (GO): mitochondrial respiratory chain complex I assembly
Cellular component (GO): mitochondrion
Source: RefSeq, a predicted model, not a curated record
UUUUUGUACAUGUAUUGGGUAAUCAUUUUCGGUCAUGCUGCUGCAGUGUCGGUACCUGACGCAAAAGAAGACUAAAAUCUGUGAAAAAUGGGAGGCGCUCUGAGGAGAAUUGCCACAAACUUCAAUGUGGAGAGCAGGGCACAUCGUUUACUGGACCAGCAGAAGCCAAGACCUGCCCCGAAACACCCCAAGACAGCUGAUAAAAUAGCCCAGUAUCAGAGAGAAAACCCUCAGAUAUUGGAUCAGCAAAAGAGAAAAGAUGAGAAUCUUCUUGGAAUGCUGAAAGAUGUCAAGGUCAUGUCUCAAGAGGUUGCAGGCAAGCGUUUGAUGAAUGAAGCUGAUGCUGCCGAAUCCAAGAAGAAACCUCGCCCUCUACCGCAGAAUAGAAAGUCCAAUCCAGGCUCACCGUCUGUGUUCUUAGAACCUGAUGAAAUACCAGAAGGGAGACUAUCUGUAGAACAAGCCUUGGAACUUUUAGCCAGACACAAAAGGAACAAAAAAGUAAGAGUAUCCUGCAGAGAGGCUAGCCCAGGACUUCAAGAUGGACCUAGAGGACACCAAGAACAUCCUGGAAUACUUCCAAUCUUUCAAGGUGAUACCGGUCAUAGAUGGCAAGGAUGUCCCUCGCAUCAAAGGCAGCUGAUGAUCUUCCAACACCUGAAGUAACCCUAGUGACUGAAAUGUUUGGGAUUGAAGAAUUGACUGCCAUCUCUGAUGGAAGAACACCAGGGUAUUAAGUGUGUCUUCACUGCCAACAGAGUGUGAGAGAUGACAGGACACCAGUCUUGACUAUGGUCAGCAAAUAUGCCCUGUGAUGCCACUUUGUGACAUGAAAAUUGAUAAAUAUACUAAAAAAGAGUAUUCUUUUCUAAUCUUGAAUGGUUUUUCAUGAAAUACGAUAAUGAAAUGAAUAUAAUAUUGGCUACCCUUGAUUGGUAUAUUGGAUGUAUUGCAUUCAGCUUGCAAAUAUUGCACGAGUCCUAGAUGAGUGCAAUAUUCAUCAUGCAACCGAAUGUAAUACAGUUCGGAAAAUAAUUAUUAGGUCACUUUCCUCCCAAGCUCCUAUAUGUAUGGUCUGAUAAUUAUUUCCUGUUAAAUCUGUAUGUGAACACAUAAGGAACAGCCAGUAUUAUUGUCAUUUAACAAUCAAAAUACUGUAAUUUAUCAUGGAUAUUGGCAUUGAUGUUCAAAUGGAAUAUAUUAACAAUGUCAAAUAAUGUAUGAAAACAACAGUAUUUGAUAUUUUCAUUUUAAAAAUUCUUCAUAUAUGGUACCUUUUUGAAAUUAAUAUUUGGUUUAUACUCAGUGGCGUAUAGAGGGGGGGUUUGGUCAAAAAAUUCACUACCUACCAAAAAAAAAAAGGAGAGAAGGGUGAAAUAUGAUAUUUUCUGAAUAUUAUGUCAAAAUCAAUGACAAAAUUUGAUUUUUAAAUAAAAAUGUCAAUAUUUUGCUUGCUUUGCUCGCUUGCAACUCUAGAUUUUAUGCAACAUCUAGCUCCCUCGAAAUUUUUGGCUCUUUACACCACCGUUCAUCUGAUAUAUAGACUUAGUGGUGUUAAAUCAAAGUGGAUAUUAGAUGAAAUGCAAAGAGCUUAACUGGAAUAUGACAUGCAUCAAUUCUCAAAUGAAACAAACUGUCAUAGAUACUACAAGGGAAAGAUCGAACACUUCAACGAUUUUUUGAAACGCUCGAUUAAUGCUCAUAUGGAAGGAUGCCCACUAGCGUUGAGUAAGUAAACCAUCGCACAUCGGCACGCAGCUGUGUAUAAAACAUACAGGGAAAAUGAGAGAGGGGACUUUGGUGAGGGCUCGAGGGUGGCGUAUGGGAAUAAUUCCACAUUUUAUCACCCAGAAACCUCUGAUAUAUAUUUAUCUUUGAUUAAGGAACCAAAAAUUUGAUUUAAAAAAUUCUUAAAUGUAAAAAUUGCUUUUCCCUUCACCCCUUCCCUCAGUUGUUUUUUACACAACCAUUUCGCAAUACGCAAAGGUUACCUCCUCAAUGCUGUGGGGCGCUCUUCCUGAGCGUUUCAUUACGCGGUCUAUGUGCUGUCCGAUCUUCCCCUUGUAGUAUCUUUGACCGUCAUAAAAAUGGUGGCAAGGCUUAUAAAAUCAUACUCUCACAUUAACUUUGGCUUUUUGCAAGAGAAAAGGUGUCUCCUACUGCCUUGCAGUGUCCUCGCAAGGCAAUGACUGUACUUAUAUAUGCAAAUGAAUUAGAUGUAUUUCUCUAGCAUUGGCAAAAGUAAUAUUUAUUUCAUUGUAAAAAUUCUUAUUUGAAUUUGGAAAGUUUUGUAGAUUUAUUUUAUCUCCAGAUUAUGGUAUGAAUAAACUAAAAACAGAAGGAAAGAAAAGAAGUGUCAUGAAUAAUGUUAAUGUUUCUUUUAAGCAAUUAUAUUCCACGAAUUUCCUCUUUGCACUUAGGUAACGGGAAGAAAAAAGUCAGAGUUUUUAUCCUGGGAACCUCAUGACAAUAAAUCUGAUUUUGCCAUUCCUGCCUCCCCCCAAAAAAAGACUCAACUUCUCCUUCAACACAACAAAUUAAAAAAAAUACAACAUAGAUGUAAAUAUACUUUCAAUGGACAUGUUGAUUUUAAUUCCUUUGCAUGUACACAAAACAUGUCUUGGUCAUCUAAUAUUCACAUAUACAAUUUAUGACCCCAGAAACUUUAUUAUGCACAUAUAGUUUGAAUUAUAUAAAACACCAUAUAUGCAGGGGCUCACAAUUAUAUAACACAUCUUUACCCCUAUCACGCUCAUAUUAUGCAAGGGAAAUAUGUAUAUAUCUUCAUAGAAAUAUACAUUUAUUUUCUCUUUUUUGGUCAUGAUAGGAGCUAGAUCUACCAGGGAUAGGAAUACUUAAAAAACAUUUACAAGGCGUUCUCGACAUUUCACAAAUAUAAACUCUCAUUAUUUUAUUCUACAAACUCUACAUUAUUGACAAAAGUAGUAUGUACUGAUCUUCUUGGCCUCUGGCGAAAUUUUCUUAAAUAUAUUCAUAAUUACAUAUCGCUAUAAAACAUGAAAAUCUUUGGCUCAGUAUUAUUGUACAUUUUUUAGUUAGUUUCAGCAAAGAUUUCAUCUUUUUUUUUAAAUUCUUCAUUUGUUAUCAAAAUUGAAUAUACUUUCAAGAACUUUAAGCUUUCAAAAAUGUUACUUGUACAUAGAAUAGAAACACUCCGAGUGCGAAGGAAGGCCUAUAUAAAGGGAAAUUGAACACACAUUGAUGAACAAGCAGCAUUUAUGCUGUAGAAGGAAAGAGAUCUGUCAAUAGGUUUAUUUCUUGAGUGAAAUGAAUGUUAUAGGAAGUACAGAGAGACACAAAAUUAGUAAGAGAGAUAGAGAGAGAGACAUUGCAAAAUGAUGCAGAAUUGAAAAGUGAUGCAAUAAGGAGAAAUUGAAUGGGGGUGGGCAGGGGAGCAUUUCAUGAAAGUGAAUAGUGAUUUUCACCGACUGUAAUAAGGUACCAAAAUCCUUGCAUCUGAUUGGCUAAGAACAAAUUUGUCAGUGAAAAUCAAUGUUUGUUGUCAUGAAACCCUCCCCUGUAAAGGAAGGAGGAGGGAAGAACAGAGUAGAUAUACAGAUAUGAUUGAUAUGUUUUAAGGGCAGGGGGGGGUGAUAUAAAAGAAAAUUGAUUGAAUAUAGAAGACAGAAAAGAGUGAAUAUGGAAAGAGAAAAGGAAUGGAAGGAAAAGAGGACUCGGCAAGGAAAGAACCAUGUGCUUCCACUAUUAAAGUAAGUAAUAUAUUAAAGGUGCACUUCAAACUAAAUCGUGCACUGACACAAAGGGUGCAAUAUUACUAAUUUAUGACUCAUGAUUUCAUGAUAAUCAAUGGUUGAGAUCUACAUUUAAAAAAAAUCCCAUAAUAACAUUUUUAUGACUGCCGAGAGUAUUUAAGUCAGGAAUAGUUUUCCUAGAAAAUUCUCACCAAAAAGGAGAAUAGGUAAAUUUAAGAAUAAACCUUGAAAUUGUUGUGCAGUCAGAUUCUGCAUAUCUCGAACAAAAAAACUGAUGAAAAAGUAAGGAUUUUAAAAUACAUUACUUCUUAUAUUCAAAGAACCUUGGGUCACUGAAUUUUACAUUAAAAGUCAGAAUAUAGAAGAGAUGUUAUUUGUGCAAGCUUAAUCUUUACACUUCAAAUUUUCCAACGGAAAUCUACCAGAUUAAAAUUAAACACACAAAAACAAUCAGUAUCCACUAAUAUUCAGAAAUAAAUUUGCCCCAAUCAUCAAUAUUAAUCUCAAAAGACCCAACACACUCGUACAUGAAACCAACAAAAUAAACGUGCAACACAAAAAAACUUGCCUCGUGUUCAAGUAAAUUAGAAUCAAAUUAUGAUACAGAAAUUUGAGCUCUGAACCAUUUUGGUGGCUGUAUUCUGAUAAAUUCCUUGCAUUCUUAAAAUGAAGGUUACACCCAAAAGUAUGAAUUAGUUGAUUUUAGCCAUCAAAGGAAAAUGUUGACGCACAGUAGGAUGAGCAAAGUAGUACAAUCUGAUUUAAGAUUGUGACUACAGCCAUAUUGCAAAACUGAAACAACUAUUACGUGACACAAAAACAUACAAGAACGCAAAAUUGAUCUGCAGUGUGAAUGGAUCUGGUGAAAACAAGGCCUUUUGAUCAGCAGUUCAAGCAUUUUUUUUUUCCAAAAUGGAUAUCUCAUCUUCCAUAGUCUUAUUCACAAAUACAUUAAAAUCUUGCUAUGAAAUUGCCAAGUUUUGACCAAACACAAUUAUUUGUACUUGAAGAUGAUGGACACAAAUGGUGAUGUUGUUCGAUAGAGAUUACCAUCAAUUCAUUAACCCAUUCCAUACCACACAACUGUUUUCAACAUAUGCCCAAAAUGAUAUAUCAUGGAGUAAAGGUAGGCAUGUGCCUUUUGACCUUGUAUUUAAAUAAAGAGUUUCAAUAAUUUACCUUUUGAUCAGUGACUGUUAACAAGUACUGCAUUACAAGAC